AUGGCUGUUGUACAGAUUUAAAAAGGACACAGCUGCACAGCUGCUCAGUUUACUCUUACACGGUGGAGCUGACUACUGGACUGGACUCUGAACUACCCACAAGGCACUAGUUCCCUAGUUCUCCUCCUGCCUGUGUGUGAAGGAGAAGCCGGUGGCAUUGUCCCAAAGGUCUGUAUAUAAGAUGAGAGAGGGAGGAUGUUGGAUUCCUCAAUAAGGCAUCCAUUCAGUGGCUCAAGAAACCUGUUCUGAAGGCUGGCCGGGUUUAAACUGUUCAAUCAGAUAUAUCUUCACUUCAGAUCUGAAGUUCCUCCAGAAGACUACCUCACCUCACCUCACCUGACUGGGACCAGCUACAAUACAGCCAUGUCUCUGCUGGUCCAUGUUCUGGCCUGCUGCUUCGGCCUGGGCUCCUGGGUGGCUGUCAAUGGCCUGUGGGUGGAGCUCCCCCUCAUUGUCAACACCCUCCCCGAGGGCUGGGAACUACCAUCCUACCUGACAGUCAUCAUCCAGCUGGCCAACUUGGGGCCUCUGCUGGUCACUGUCAUGCACAAGCUGUGUCCGGGCCGGCUGAGGGAGAGCGCUGUCAUCUACAGUGUGUUGUCCAUUGGCGUCCUGGCCUGUGUACAGUUGGCGUUCUUCUGGGAUGAGACCACGGUGGUGGCAGCGGCACCACGGAGCACAGUCUUCUUUAUUCUAACCCUUUUCCUGGCCUUGGUGGAUUGUACUUCCUCUGUUACCUUCCUGCCCUUCAUGAUGCAGCUGCCAGCCCACUACAUCACCACCUACUUCAUUGGAGAGGGCCUGAGUGGCUUUAUCCCUGGUCUGGUGGCUCUUGGCCAGGGCGUCGGCAUGGCCAAGUGUGUAAAUGGCACUCAGUCCUCUGGUAACCUCACUGAAAAGGACAUAUACAUUGUCCAGACCCAGUAUCUACUGCCCAACUUUUCCACAGAGGUGUUUUUCUUCUUCUUGGCGGCGAUGAUGUGCAUCAGCCUGCUGGGGUUCUCUGCCCUCAACAGGUUCCCACGCAGCUUUGAACUGUCCACAGAGAACCUGGUUUCAGACACUGACACAGUGGCGUCAGUCUGCUUCGGUCUCGACAACCCUGGAGUGGUAACAGACGUGCAGAACUCUAACCCAAAACCCCACAGUGAGGAAUCAGGUCAGGCUAGGCCACAGCUGGCUAAACCAGGCCACUCUGUUUAUCAGUUAGCUUUUAUCUAUUUCAUGGUGGUCUGUGUGAACGGGGCAACCAACGGCCUGUUGCCCUCGGUGCAGACGUACUCCUGCAUGCCCUACGGUAACCUGGCUUAUCACCUGUCGGCGGCUCUGGCAUCCUGUGCCAACCCAGUGGCCUGUAUAGUCGCCCUGUUCUUUCCUAAAAGGUCACUAGUGUUGCUGGGUGUACUGUGUCUCCUGGGCUCAGUCUUUGGAGGAUACAACAUGGCCAUGGCUGCCAUGAGUCCAUGUCCAGUACUACAAGGCUCUGUGCUGGGAGAAACCAUCAUAGUUCUGUCUUGGGUCUUCUUCACGGGGACCCUGUCCUAUGUGAAGGUAAUGGUGGGUGUCAUCCUGAGGGACGAGAGCCACAGCGCCCUGGUGUGGUGUGGAGCAGCGGCACAGACAGGCUCUCUGCUUGGCUCUGCCAUUAUGUUCCCUUUGGUCAAUGUCUGCAACCUCUUCGAGUCAGGAGACUUCUGCAACACCAAGUGCCCUUUUUGAUGAUGACUUAUACCUGAGACACUAACAUGCCCACUGGUAAGUAGUCUUGUCCGAGCCAGAACGGCCCAUAUGGCAGGAGCUUACCUCUUGUUUCUGUAGUGCGAGGCAGCUUGAUGUACAAGUACACCCCCUGGACAGGAGUACCUGCUAGUACCUAUACCCACUGGGGUGAUGUGUGAAUAAGGUGGGGGUCAAGGAAAAGACAAUGACGGGACAAUGACGUAUCUGGCCUCAAAUUAGAGAUUGGACUCUAUGUCUUCAAGGGCACCCUGUGGUGAGAAUAAAAUCCACCUGGAUCAAUGGAGUAAAGUAUACGAUUUCAAACUGUUGUUCAGUUAAUAAUUGUAUGUAUUUCUAUGCAGUAUGAUUCACAACCCACACUCAAGGGUGUUGGAGCAAUUGUUGUAAAUAUCUACAUUAUAAAUCUCAUAACCUUAUCUUAUUUCAAAUGUACGGUUUUAAAACCAUUACUUGUUGAAUAAUUGGGAAUUUAAGGAGACAGGCAGAAUCCAGAUUCAUGUUUGGUUUGUAAUUGCUAAUUAUAGUGCCAUGAAAUGUUUAUUAUUGAAUUAACCUUAGAUUUACACUGAGUGUACAAAACAUUAAGAACACCUGCUCUUUCCAUGAGAUAGACUGACCAGGUGAAUCCAGGGGAAAACUUAUUGAUGUCACUUGUUAAAUCUAAUUCAGUCAGUCUAGGUGAAGGGGAGGAGACAGGUUAAAGAAGGAAUUUUAAGACAAUUGAGACAUGGAUUGUGUAUGUGUGUCAUUCAGAGGGUCAAUGGCAAGAUAAAAGUGCAUUUGAACAGGGGUAUGGUAGUAAGUGCCAGGUACACUGCUGGGUUUUUCAUGCUCAACAGUUUCCUGUGUGUAUCAAGAAUAGUGCACCACCCAAAGUAUUGGCGUCAACAUGGGUCAGCUUCCCUGUGGAACACUUUUGACAGCGACAAGUUACAUUUGCAUUUUAGUCAUUUAGCAGACACUCUUAUCCAGAGCAACUUACAGUAGUGAAUGCAUACAUUUCAUUUUAUUUUUUUAACAUACUGGUCCCCCGUGGGGAUCGAACCCACAACCCUGGCGUUGCAAACACCAUGCUUUACCAACUGAGCCCCAAGGGAGCCACAAGUUGUGGCUUUUCUGAAGGCAAAAGGGCGGUGGGGGUAUUGUAUAAAGGGGGCGGGGGGUGCGGGGGGGGUGCAAGUCAAUAUUAGGAAUAUGUUCUUAGUGUUCUGUAUGUACACUCAGUGUAUAUCACGGUCACUCUGCUGAACCCACUGGUGUUUGCUCUAUUUAGAAUGUUUCAGAUUGUAACACUAGAUGGCGUUAGUAGACCAUGUUAGAAAAAACUAUUCUUUGCGUUCCUCAGGCAUCCCUGCAGAUUCUCUUGUCAACACAAAAUACAUUUCAUUACACUUUGUCUAUUCAACACUUAUUGUAUAAAGGCUUUUAUAUCUCUAUGUUUGUGUGUGUGUCAGUGUGAAAGAGCAUUCCAUGUAAGAUCAUCAUAUGCACUGUUGAUUGUUUUUGUAAAUACAUUAUAGAUCAUCAUGUG
This is a messenger RNA of Salmo salar (Atlantic salmon), 3271 nucleotides long. Its product is annotated as solute carrier family 52, riboflavin transporter, member 3-A. Lineage: Eukaryota; Metazoa; Chordata; Actinopteri; Salmoniformes; Salmonidae. Gene Ontology annotation, molecular function: riboflavin transmembrane transporter activity. The record is from RefSeq and is a predicted model, not a curated record. Gene Ontology annotation, biological process: riboflavin transport. Gene Ontology annotation, cellular component: plasma membrane.